AAUCUAGGCUAACCUGCAAAAUCGGAUAUCAGAGAUUCCCCACCAAAUUCGAAUUUACCUUCUUCAAUUUUCUCUCUCUUCCCCCACACAAUCGAAAUUGGGCACCCAACCCCAACCUCAACACAAAGAGGAGAGAGAAAACGCGCCCCCUUCUCCAAGUCACUGCUCAUCUUCUCUAUAUUUUCUACCCAGUAAUUUGUUGAACACCCCAAUCGAAGAACACCUCGAAGUUGGUGUCGUCGAAGAAGACGUUGUUUUGGAAGUGGGUUCGCCGGAGAAACGGCGGAAGGGCGCAGGAGAGAGAUUGGUGUGCGGCGGAAUCAGGGAGUUCGAGCUUGACUUCGAGCUUCAUUAUUAAGGGAAAGAGAGACCGAUUUGUUGGGGUUUGGAUUUUGGAGGAAGAUCGAUCCAAGUGUUGAAAAAAGGUCCCUUUUUGUAUUGGGAAUUAAAUUUGGUUUUAGGGGUUUUUGGUGGGGUUUUCUCCAUCAAUGGCUGGGAAGCUCACUAUCCUCGUUGGUGCAGGCAUCUUGGGUUCAAUUUUAGCCAAAGAGGGGCGCAUGCCCAGCUUUUCUGAUGUCAUCUCAGGUGCCUGGAAGGUUGCUUCAAAGCCAUUAAAGCAAAGCAAUUCUGCUUCCACAACAUCCAAACCAAGAAAUGAUGCAUUGGUGGCUGAGGUCAAUACUUUAAGGCAACAGCUGCAGCUCAUUGCAUCAAGUGGAUCGACGACAAUUGUGACUUCUAAUGCAACAGGUGGCCGUAAAUAUGGUGUAAUAAUUGUGAUUGUUGCUGUUGGCUAUGGAUAUGUGUGGUGGAAGGGUUGGAAAAUUCCUGACUUCAUGUUUGCGACCAAACGUGGCUUAUCAGAUGCCUGCAAUGCUGUUGCGAAGCAGCUUGAUGAAGUUUUUCUUUCACUAAGGACUACCAGAAAUGAGAUAGCUUCCAAACUUGACCAAUCAAGUAAUAAAUUUGAAGAAAUUAUUGCAUGUAGUAACUCUACGAAGGAGGAGGUAGCUGCAGUAAGUGGAGAGGUUUCAAACUUUGCUGCGGAUCUUCAAGAAGUCAAUGAUACAAUUCGAACUCUGGAGACAAGAAUGGGCAGGAUUCAAGGAAAACAGGAUGAGACGAAAGAUGGAGUGGCAAAAUUGUUACUUUCUACACUUGAAAUGGAAAAUAUGUUUACAGAUCUUAUACAGGAUUCUCCUUCAGCUGCUUCUAGGCCUGCUAUUGAACAUCAAGUUGCAACACCUUCAAGGUCUGUGUCCCUGCCUCUUACCUUGGAGCCUUCCUCUCCUUCAACUUCUCGUGGAUCUAAUGAGGCUAAUGGAGACCCAAGUAAUGCCUCCUCAACCUCAGGCUUGACGGAGUUUCAAAAGAAUUCAGGAGCAGUAAAGAACAAUGCCAAUCCUAGGGUUUCCCCCAGGUGCAAUGUAACAGAAAUCACAGAAAAGCCUCCCAGUCCUGAGUUGCCUGCGACACAGCCCAAUGUCAAAAGUGCUGGCUUGCUUUCUAGAACAAUUAGUGCUACAAGAAAUUUCAGAUUCAUGUAGUUUGGUACACUUAACACUUUGCUUAAUUUAAGUACCAAAAGGUUAUACAAGAUAUAGCUCCCUUUGUAAGCUGUCAAGAAAGGUUUUUUGAAGUUAACAUCAUAUCAAUGGCCAAAUUCCUUAUUGGCAAGGAAUGGCCGGUAAGAUAUAUGAAGGUCUUUCUGGUUGCUAAAUUUUGUAGAGAAGCAGACGAGUUUAGAUAUAGGAUCAUUCUUGUUCAUGUACAAGUGCAUUAUUGAAUGUUUGGAGACCUCAAGUCCUCGAGGGAACUAUAUCAUAAUAAAGACUUGAGUAUUUCUCUCAUGUA
This is a messenger RNA of Chenopodium quinoa (quinoa), 1854 nucleotides long. RefSeq lists its product as uncharacterized. The record is from RefSeq and is a predicted model, not a curated record. The transcript has 14 exons. NCBI's taxonomy places the organism in Eukaryota, Viridiplantae, Streptophyta, Magnoliopsida, Caryophyllales, Amaranthaceae. Bases 489 to 1547 code for a protein of 352 amino acids.